Messenger RNA from Pisolithus orientalis, 294 nucleotides. RefSeq lists its product as uncharacterized. Lineage: Eukaryota; Fungi; Basidiomycota; Agaricomycetes; Boletales; Pisolithaceae. The record is from RefSeq and is a predicted model, not a curated record. The transcript is spliced from 2 exons. The coding region runs from base 1 to 294 and encodes 97 amino acids.
AUGAAGAUGAUUUUUGUGGGCAAGUCUUUGGAUGCCAAUAGGACCACCAUGCUGAAUGCUCCAGUCGAAGACAUAGUUGUACUGGAAACCCUCACAGAAGAGCUUGCUAAGGUAGGAGUAGUUGGGCUUGCCAUUGAAUCGAAGCGCUUGAGCAUAGUUGAGGAGAAUGCUGAAUUCACUUGGGGAGCUGUGGUACAGCAAGCCUGUGGAAGUACUGUGCUAAAUGCUCUAGUUGAAGACAUGGUCACACUGAACACCCUCAUGAAGGAAGAGGUCUUGAAAGAACCUGCAUAG